Pedinophyceae sp. YPF-701 is the source of this 1335-nucleotide messenger RNA. The record is from the annotation of a GenBank genome assembly. NCBI's taxonomy places the organism in Eukaryota, Viridiplantae, Chlorophyta, Pedinophyceae.
AUGACUCAGCAGCAGCCGUAUUCGGUCAACCUUGACCAGGAGACGGCGCGGGAGCUGACGCGUCAGGGGGCGGCCGUGCUGGUGCUCGACUUCCCAGAGGGGGCAUGUUUCGGGAUCGACAGCCGCGCCUUCGUGACGGGCCCGCGCUUCCAGGGCGUGAAGAUGAUCCCGCCCGGCGCGCACUUCAUCUCCACCGCCGCCUCCGACGCGCCCGCCGCCGCGGGAGGAGCCUCCUUCGCCCCCGUCACGGGCGAACUGGUCUGGCUCGAGCGCGGGGAAGUCCUCGUGCGCCGCUGGGACACCGGCGAGGAGUGCCUCGCGCCCCUCGAGAGCCCGGAAGAGGCCGAGCGGUACGUCGCUGGCGUCCGCAACAUGAGUUUCGACGCCGGCAUGGCGCCGUACGACCUGCGCAGCCUGCGCGCGUGGCGGUCGGUGACUGGGGCGAUCACGUCGGACACAGUGCGCCGCGUGCGCCCCGUGGGGGGACUGGUGUCGAUCACGGCGGAGUCGGACAUGGCGCUGGAUGAGUCAGCCCCGGCGACGCCCGCGGAGCGCGAGCUCGUGGAGCAUCUGCGCGCUGCGCGCGCGCGGACGGGGACGCGGGAGGGCGGGGCGGCGGCGGGGGGCGCGUUCGAGCACCGGUCGCGCGUCGGGCGGUGUUUCUACGUCGACGUGGCGCGCUUGCACAAGUCGCGAGGGCUGACGGCGGAGGAGCUGACGCGGCGCAACAUGGACCGGUCGUGGGAGCUGGACAAGCUGGUCGAGGGGGAGUUUCGCGGCGAGCAGGGGGAGCUGCUCGGGGAGCUGCAGGCGGCGUUCGCGUGCUUCGUAGCGGGACAGUCCCUGGACGGGUUCCGGCAGUGGCGGGCCCUGCUCGAGAUGGUGCUGCGCUGUCCGUCGGCGGCGGUCGGGGCGCGCAGCGACCUGUUCGAGGCGAUCCUGAACACGCUGCACAUGCAGCUGCAGGGGUCGUUCGGGGCGAGCGCCGACGGCGGAGCGUCGAGCGAGGGGCAUCUGGGCGGCGGCAGCGGCCUGCUGGCGUCCCUGGGGGAGGCGAUGGAACGCGACAGCAGGGGCGGGGGGAUGUUCUUGCGCGGAGCGCUGAGGGCGUUCUUCCGGGGCGUCGAGGAGCUCGGCGGGGGCUCCCCCGGCCUGAAGGCGGCGUCGACGCGGCUCAAGGCGUGGCUGGCGGGGCAGAUGGGGUGGAACCUGGAGGGGGGCGAGGACCGGGGCGGGGAGCGCGGCGGCGCGGAGGAGUCGGACGAGGAGGACGGACCCGUGGUGGUGGAGUUGACGGAGGAGCAGAUGCGCGAGCUAGGCCUCGCGCGCGACUGA